AUGCCACUCGACGACAUCCGCCAAAAGAUCGACCAACUCGACACCCAGCUCCUCGACCUCCUCAACGCCCGGGCGGAUCUCGUGCAUGAAGUCGGCGUCAUCAAAAAAAAGGAAGGCCUACAAAUCUACGCCCCCGAUCGCGAAGCCGCCCUCCUCCAAUCCCUCAUCGAAAAAAACAAAGGCCGACUCCCCGAAAAAUCCGUCCAAGCCAUCUACCGCGAAAUCAUGUCCGCCGCCCUCGCCCUCGAGGAAGACCUCAAAAUCGCCUACCUCGGACCAGAAGGCACCUGGACCCACCAAGCCGCCAUCCAGAAAUUCGGCAACUCCAUCCACUACUCCCCCCACUCGAAUUUCGCCGAAGUCUUCGAUAGCGUCACCCGCCGUCAUGCCGACUACGGAGUCGUCCCCAUUGAGAACUCCACCGAAGGCGCUGUCUCUCACACCCUCGAUCUCUUUGUCGAUUCCCCCCUUCAUAUCUGCGCCCAAAUUUUAAUGCGAAUCGAAAACGGCCUCAUGGCCGACAUCCCUCGCGAAAAAAUUAAAACCCUCUACUCCCACCCACAAGUCUUUGGCCAAUGUCGGAACUGGCUCAACAAGAAUUUCCCCGAGGCCGACCUCGUCGAAGUCUCCUCAACCACCAAAGCCGCCCAACUCGCCAAAGAAAACGCCGCCCAAGGAGCCGCCGCCAUGGGAGGUUCGCUCGCUGCUGAGAUCCAUGGCCUCACCAUGCUCGAAGAAGCCAUCCAAGAUCGCGCCACCAACACCACCCGCUUCCUCGUCAUCGGGGAAAAAACCUGCCCACCCACAGGCAAUGACCGCACCUCAAUCCUUUUCGCCAUCAGCGACCAGCCCGGCUCGCUCGUCAACGCCCUGCGCUCCUUCGACUCCUUCGCCAUCAACAUGUCGAAGAUCGAAUCCCGUCCCUCCAAGCAAAAAGAUUGGGAAUACAUCUUCUACGUUGACCUUGCUGGACACAUCGAAAACUCCGAUGUCAAACAGGCCCUCACCCAACUCAAAACCCAUUGCUCGCUCGUCAAAAUCCUCGGCUCAUACCCCGAUCUCAUCGAGAUUUAA
Molecule: messenger RNA, 1074 nt
Organism: Nerophis lumbriciformis (worm pipefish)
Lineage: Eukaryota; Metazoa; Chordata; Actinopteri; Syngnathiformes; Syngnathidae
Source: RefSeq, a predicted model, not a curated record